This is a messenger RNA of Nerophis ophidion (straightnose pipefish), 3966 nucleotides long. RefSeq names its product glutamate receptor, ionotropic, AMPA 4b (gene gria4b). The record is from RefSeq and is a predicted model, not a curated record. Gene Ontology annotation, biological process: synaptic transmission, glutamatergic; monoatomic ion transport; modulation of chemical synaptic transmission. Gene Ontology annotation, molecular function: AMPA glutamate receptor activity; transmitter-gated monoatomic ion channel activity involved in regulation of postsynaptic membrane potential. The transcript is spliced from 16 exons. NCBI's taxonomy places the organism in Eukaryota, Metazoa, Chordata, Actinopteri, Syngnathiformes, Syngnathidae. Gene Ontology annotation, cellular component: dendritic spine; plasma membrane; AMPA glutamate receptor complex. Bases 235 to 3021 code for a protein of 928 amino acids.
CGGUGGCGCUGUGCGCAAAGCUCCGGCGCCGGACUGGACUGAACUGGACGCAGUUUGACAGUCCGAAAGAGCGCCGCUGCAAGGAAACGGGGGGGUUAGUGGUGGUCCACGUCGCUCCAAGAAGGGGGGAAGCGAACAAGACAUGGAUGUUUAAAUGCUUUGCAUCGGUCACUCUCUAGUUUCUUUCCCCCCCCCCACCAAAUCUCUCCCUCAUGUAGAUGUUGCUGCCUUUUAAUGAGAGCUGCUCCAUGUCUCCCAUCACUUUAUAACCGCCACAAGAUGAGGAUUUCUUCUCGCCACUGGUUUUUGUUGAUAUUUUGGGGCUUGUGGGGACUGUCGCUGGGUGCUUUCCCGAGCAGCGUUCAGAUAGGCGGCCUCUUCAUCAGAAACACGGAUCAGGAGUAUACCGCCUUCCGUUUGGCCAUCUUCCUGCACAACACCAGCCCCAAUGCCUCGGAAGCGCCCUUCAACCUGGUGCCUCACGUGGACAACAUCGAGACGGCCAACAGCUUCGCCGUCACCAACGCCUUUUGCUCCCAGUACUCCCGCGGUGUCUUCGCCAUCUUCGGCCUCUACGACAAGCGAUCGGUGCACACGUUGACGUCCUUCUGCAGCGCCCUGCACAUCUCCCUCAUCACGCCCAGCUUCCCCAUCGAGGGCGAGAGCCAGUUCACGCUGCAGCUGCGGCCGUCCAUCCGCGGGGCGCUGCUGUCCCUGCUGGACCACUACGACUGGAACAAGUUUGUCUUCCUCUACGACACCGACCGAGGUUACGCCAUCCUGCAGGCCAUCAUGGAGCGGGCGGGCCAAGAUAACUGGCAGGUGAGCGCCAUCUGCGUGGAGAACUUCAACGACGCCAACUACCGCCGCCUGCUGGACGACCUGGACCGGCGGCAGGAGAAGAAGUUUGUGAUCGACCUCGAGGCCGAGAGGCUGCAGAACAUGCUGGAACAGAUUGUCAGCGUGGGGAAACACGUCAAAGGCUACCAUUACAUCAUGGCCAACCUGGGCUUCAAAGACAUCAAUCUGGAGCGCUUCAUGCACGGCGGCGCCAACGUGACGGGCUUCCAGCUGGUGGACUUCAGCAACCCCAUGGUCAUCAAGCUGAUGCAGCGCUGGAACAAGCUGGAUCAGAGGGAGUACCCGGGCUCCGACGCCCCGCCCAAGGCAUUCUCUCCAUCUGUCUUCCAGUAUACGUCGGCGUUGACCUACGACGGGGUGAUGGUGAUGGCCGAGGCCUUCAGGAACCUCCGCAGGCAGAAGGUGGACAUUUCCCGAAGGGGGAACGCCGGGGACUGCCUGGCCAACCCCGCUGCCCCCUGGAACCAAGGCAUCGACAUGGAGCGUACUCUCAAGCAGGUGCGGCUGCAGGGACUCACAGGUAAUGUCCAGUUUGACCACUAUGGCCGCAGGGUCAACUACACAAUGGACGUGUUUGAGCUGAAGAAUAAUGGACCACGACGGAUCGGCUACUGGAACGACGCCGACAAGCUGGUGCUGAUCCAGGACUCGCCGCUCCUCCCCAACGACACGUCCGGCAUGGAAAACCGCACGGUGGUGGUGACCACCAUCAUGGAGGGUCCCUAUGUGAUGCUCAAGAAGAACUGGGAGAUGUACGAGGGCAACGACCAGUACGAGGGAUACUGCGUGGACCUGGCCUCCGAGAUCGCAAAGCACAUCGGCAUCAAGUACAAGAUCUCCAUCGUCCCCGAUGGGAAGUACGGCGCCCGGGACCCAGAGACGAAGAUCUGGAACGGCAUGGUCGGGGAGCUGGUGUACGGGAAAGCGGAAAUCGCUGUGGCCCCUUUGACAAUCACGUUGGUCCGGGAAGAGGUGAUCGACUUCUCCAAGCCCUUCAUGUCGUUGGGCAUCUCCAUCAUGAUCAAGAAGCCCCAGAAAUCCAAACCGGGCGUCUUCUCCUUCCUGGACCCCUUGGCCUACGAGAUCUGGAUGUGCAUCGUGUUCGCCUACAUCGGCGUGAGCGUGGUGCUCUUCCUGGUCAGCCGCUUCAGCCCGUACGAGUGGCACACCGAGGAGCCCGAGGAGGGCACCGACGGUCCGCCAAGCGACCAGCCCCCCAAUGAGUUUGGCAUCUUCAACUCCCUCUGGUUCUCCCUGGGCGCCUUCAUGCAGCAAGGCUGCGACAUCUCCCCCAGGUCCCUGUCCGGUCGGAUUGUAGGCGGCGUGUGGUGGUUCUUCACCCUCAUCAUCAUCUCGUCCUACACGGCUAACCUGGCCGCCUUCCUCACCGUGGAGAGGAUGGUGUCCCCCAUCGAAAGCGCCGAGGACCUGGCCAAGCAGACGGACAUUGCGUACGGGACCUUGGACUCCGGCUCCACCAAGGAGUUCUUCAGGCGUUCCAAGAUCGCCGUGUACGAGAAGAUGUGGGGCUACAUGAAGUCGGCCGAGCCCACCGUCUUCACCAAGACCACGGCGGAGGGCGUGGCGCGCGUCCGCAAGUCCAAGGGGAAGUACGCCUUCCUGCUGGAGUCCACCAUGAACGAGUACACGGAGCAGCGCAAGCCGUGCGACACCAUGAAAGUGGGGGGCAACCUGGACUCCAAAGGCUACGGCGUAGCCACGCCCAAGGGUUCACAGUUAAGAACGCCCGUAAACCUUGCCGUAUUGAAACUGAGCGAAGCAGGAGUCUUAGACAAACUGAAAAACAAAUGGUGGUACGAUAAAGGGGAGUGUGGACCCAAGGACUCAGGAAGUAAGGACAAAUCGUCACAGGCCCUCAGUCUGAGCAACGUGGCGGGGGUCUUCUACAUCCUGGUGGGAGGUCUGGGCCUGGCCAUGCUGGUGGCCCUCAUCGAGUUCUGCUACAAGUCUCGCAACGAGGCCAAGAGAAUGAAGCUAACGUUUACGGAAGCCAUGAGGAACAAAGCCCGCCUGUCCAUCACGGGCAGCGUGGGCGAGAACGGACGCGUGCUGACGCCCGACUGCCCCAAGGCCGUGCACGCCGGGCCGCCCCUCCGCCAGAGCUCGGGCCUCGCCCUGGUCUCCUCCGAGCUGCCGUGAAAGCCAAAAACCUCUCAAGUGCCUUAAUCUGAGCGCAAAAACCGGUAAACAGAGCAGCAGGCUUGGCGACCCCCUACCUGACCAGCUGGCGAGGCGGGACCACCAUCUCGAGGGUUUUUUUUUGUUUUUUAAAGAACGACUCAACGAGAUGUGCGGAAGCACCACGAGGAGAAUAUCAUCAUUUACAAUCAUAUAUGACACCAACACCGAUAAACUGCUUUCGGAUGGUUCCCAGGAGACGUUCCACGACCUCUCGAUAUCAACAAGUGGGAUGAGAACAUUUGUAUCCAUACUAGAACGUCUAUAUAUACAGACAUACGUACAUAUGUAUAUUGAGUAGCUGUACAUAAGGACGACUGUGCUUGCUCAUUUUUAAACAAAGAUUGUGUAGUGGCCACUUGUUGGGUUUUCUAACGGCAAUAACAUUCUAAGACUGAGGAACAUUUCCAAAUGUAGCAGCCUCGUACAAACUAAUCGAUUCCAUUUCUACCAUGAAUGUCAACAGCCCCCGCCCCCCCUCCUCCUCCAGAACCCGCACUGUGUUUAAAAAAAUGUGGUCCGAAUAGAACAAUUUUUUUCAUUCUUUGGUCUAUUUUUUCUACAGAAGAUAAAUAUUAACAGCGUAGAUCUUUUAGUUUGUAUGUGAAUGCAAACAACGGCCAUUUUCUCUUCAAUGUUGUCAGAAUAUUUCUGUACGUUUUUUGUGUGUGUCAAAACUCUUUGUCUUUACGCGGGAACACUGUGGACAGGCCCUCGUCGCUCCACUCGGAAUGUCCCGGAAGUAAAAAAAAAAAAAAAAAAAAAAAUGAAAAAAGACAGUUAAAGAGCGGCGAUGGCGUUCUUGGCCUUUUUUUUGUCCAUCUUCUAAAUUAUAAAGUACCACUAAGAGUUCAAAAUUGUACAUUUUUAUUUAGAACUUUUUUUUAAAGUAAAGAAAAAAAAUAA